CGAUUUAUCUACCAAGUUUCCUUUUAUAGAAAUAAUUAUAUAGCAAUGAAGUUGCCGAACCCAACCCGAUAUCGAUGCGGCAAUGCUACUAUGUUAAAACCACCAACCCCUACGAAACACGUUCUCUUGCAUCUUUAUUCUCACGCAUCUUCAUCAAUUAAUUCUCUUCUCUUCUUUCGGUGAUUCUUAUUCAUCUUCUUCUUCUUUCAGGACAUGUUAGUUAAGUAGGUGUAUGCUAUAAAUUCCGCAACCUACCUCCCAAGUUUUGGUCACCGGAUGAGAAUUCUCAAUUGCGUAUAUUAGAUUUUUGCGCCAUGAAUGCAUGAGGAACAAUCUCAACUCUUUCAUUUGUUGGUGAAAGAGAGGCUGGCCUUGCGCCAUGGCUUCCCUUCAACUCUUCCAGCUAACUCAGAAGGGCCAGAAUUUUGCAGCUUCAAGGAGAAGAACAUUGCUACUUGCAACUGGUAUCUUUAUUGCUGGUGGAACUGCUGUAUAUGUGCAAUCGCGGUUUAGAGUUAAUAAACAUGUUGCCUUAGGCCAUUCCAAUGAUUAUAACAAGGAUAAAGAAGACCUCACAAAGGAGGAGGCUGCAAAGGGAAUUACUACAUCACAAAAUAAACAAAAGAAAGGAGGGUUGAAGUCACUUCAAGUCCUUGCUGCAAUUCUUCUAUCUGACAUAGGCCAAUUAGGUGCAAGGAACCUUUUAGCUUUAGUUGCCAUAGUGGUACUGCGGACCACUUUGAGCAACAGGCUAGCAAAAGUGCAAGGCUUUCUAUUUCGUGCUGCUUUUCUGCAACGUGUACCUUUGUUUCUUCGGCUAAUUUCAGAAAAUAUUCUUUUGUGUUUCCUAUUAUCAACUAUCCACUCUACAUCAAAGUACAUUACUGGGACUUUGAGUCUGCAAUUCAGAAAAAUAUUGACUAAAAUUAUUCAUUCUCACUAUUUUGAGAAUAUGGUGUACUACAAAAUAUCACAUUGUGAUGGUCGGAUAACUAACCCAGAGCAAAGAAUUGCCAGCGAUGUGCCAAGGUUCUGCUCAGAGUUAAGUGAAAUUGUUCGGGAUGAUUUAACUGCACUAACUGAUGGACUGCUAUACACUUGGCGGCUGUGUUCAUAUGCAAGUCCAAAAUAUGUCUUCUGGAUAUUGGGCUAUGUACUUGUAGCUGGGACCACAAUCAGAAAGUUCUCUCCUCCAUUUGGUAAACUAAUCUCCAGAGAGCAGCAAUUGGAAGGAGACUAUCGACAGCUUCACUCGCGAUUGAGGACUCACUCGGAAAGUAUAGCAUUUUAUGGUGGAGAGAUGAGAGAAGAAGCCCAUAUUCAGCAGAAGUUUAGGACCUUAGUUAGGCAUUUGAGUAGUGUCCUACAUGACCAUUGGUGGUUUGGCAUGAUUCAGGACUUUUUAUUGAAGUACCUUGGUGCUACAGUUGCUGUUAUUCUGAUAAUUGAGCCUUUCUUUUCUGGCCAUCUAAGGUCUGACAGUUCAACUUUAGGGCGUGCAGAGAUGCUAAGCAAUCUAAGAUAUCAUACUAGUGUUAUUGUUUCCCUAUUUCAGUCACUGGGAACUCUUUUUAUUAGUGCAAGACGGCUCAAUCGACUCAGUGGUUAUGCUGAUCGCAUUCAUGAGUUAAUGGCUGUAUCAAGGGAGCUAAGCCUCGAGAAUGAGAAAUCUUCACUCCAAAGACGAGGAAGUAGAAGUUUCAUAAGUGAAGCUAACUACAUUGAAUUCUCUGGUGUCAAGGUUGUAACUCCCACUGGUAAUGUCUUAGUGGAUGACUUGACUCUUAGGGUUGAGUCAGGAUCGAAUCUAUUGAUUACAGGUCCAAAUGGCAGUGGAAAAAGCUCACUAUUCCGGGUUUUAGGCGGUCUUUGGCCAUUGGUAUCUGGACAUAUUGUGAAACCUGGCAUUGGCUCUGAUCUUAAUAAGGAAAUCUUUUAUGUGCCACAAAGGCCAUACACUGCUGUAGGAACACUUCGUGAUCAGUUAAUUUACCCACUCACUGCAGGUCAAGAGGUUGAAUCGCUUACAGAUAAUGGGAUGGUGGAGCUAUUAAAAAAUGUUGAUCUUGAGUAUCUUUUGGACCGUUACCCCCCUGAAAAAGAGGUAAACUGGGGUGAUGAACUUUCUUUGGGUGAGCAACAAAGAUUAGGCAUGGCUAGGCUUUUCUACCAUAAGCCUAAGUUUGCAAUUCUGGAUGAAUGCACAAGUGCUGUCACAACUGACAUGGAACAACGGUUUUGUACUAAAGUUCAGGCCAUGGGAACAUCAUGCAUUACCAUAUCACAUCGUCCAGCAUUAGUUGCAUUCCAUGAUGUAGUUUUAUCCUUAGAUGGUGAGGGAGGCUGGAGUGUUCGUUAUAGAAGGGAGGACUCUUCUUCUGAAUUGGGGAUUGAUACAAUUAAGGCAUCUCAGACAAAGCGACAGCGUGAUGCAGAGACAGUUCAAGAAGCAUUUGCCACGAACAAAAAGGGUUCUGGAUUCUCAAAGUCAAGGGCACAAUCAUAUAUCACAGAAGUGAUAUCAUCAUCUACAUCCAUGAAUUCUACUAUUUCACCAUCUGCUGUUCCCCAAAUUAAAAGUAAUUUGAGGCCAUUGCCACUAAGAGUAGCUGCCAUGAGCAAAGUAUUGGUGCCCACCAUAUUUGAUAAACAAGGAGCACAACUACUUGCUGUUGCUUUCCUUGUUGUUUCAAGAACAUGGAUCUCAGAUCGUAUUGCAUCAUUGAACGGUACUACUGUGAAGUUUGUGUUGGAGCAGGAUAAAGCCUCCUUUAUUCGACUGAUCAGUACAAGUGUUCUCCAAAGUGCUGCAUCUUCAUUCAUUGCACCUUCUAUAAAACACUUGACUGCCAGGCUGGCCCUUGGAUGGCGAAUUCGUUUGACGAGACAUCUACUUAAGAACUACUUGAGAAAAAAUGCAUUCUACAAGGUCUUCCACAUGGCAAGCAAAAAAAUCGAUGCAGAUCAGAGGAUAACUCAUGACUUGGAUAAAUUAACAAGAGAUUUGUCAGGACUGGUCACUGGAAUGGUAAAGCCAUCUGUGGAUAUUUUGUGGUUCACUUGGAGAAUGAAGCUGUUAACAGGUCAGAGAGGUGUUGGCAUACUCUAUGCUUACAUGUUACUUGGUCUGGGGUUUCUAAGAAUUUUUACUCCAGAUUUCGGUGAUUUGAUAAGUCAACAACAACAACUCGAAGGAACAUUUAGGUUCAUGCAUGAAAGACUUUGUACACAUGCUGAAUCUGUUGCUUUUUUUGGAGGUGGAGCUCGAGAAAAAGCCAUGGUUGAAUCUAGAUUCAGAGAGCUUCUUGCGCACUCCAAUUAUCUUCUAAAAAAGAAGUGGCUGUUUGGUAUAUUAGAUGAUUAUAUCACAAAACAACUUCCUCAUAAUGUCACUUGGGGCCUGAGCUUGUUGUAUGCCAUGGAACACAAGGGCGAUCGAGCAUCUAUUAGCACCCAGGGUGAGCUGGCACAUGCAUUGAGGUUUUUGGCAUCUGUUGUUUCUCAAAGCUUUCUAGCUUUUGGUGAUAUUCUUGAAUUGCAUAGAAAGUUUGUAGAGCUAUCUGGGGGAAUUAAUCGGAUUUUUGAGCUUGACGAAUUUCUGGAUGCAGCAUUAUCUGAAAAUUUCACAAGUGGUGUUAUAUCUCCAGUGAGGAGGGAUAUUCAUUCCACAGAUGUAAUUUCCUUCUCGAAGGUUGAUAUUGUAACCCCUGCUCAAAAGAUGUUGGCCAGGGAACUAGAAUGUCGCAUUGAGCGUGGGGGAAGCCUACUCGUUACUGGACCAAAUGGAAGUGGGAAAAGUUCCAUUUUCAGAGUCCUUAGAGGACUCUGGCCACUUGGAAGUGGAAGACUCUCUAGACCAUCUGAAGACGGGGAUCCAGAGGCUGGAUCAGGUUGUGGUAUCUUCUAUGUUCCUCAGCGGCCUUAUACAUGCUUGGGAACCCUGAGGGAUCAAAUCAUAUAUCCCCUUUCCCAUGAGGAAGCAGAGAUUAAAGCAUUGAAGUUGUAUGGAGAAGGUAAAAAGCAUGCUGACACCAAAAGUAUGUUGGAUGCACGCUUGAGAGAGAUCCUGGAGAAAGUUCGGUUGAGUUAUCUUCUAGAAAGGGAGAAAAGCAGUUGGGACGCCAAUUUAAACUGGGAAGACAUUCUCUCUCUUGGAGAACAACAGAGACUAGGGAUGGCACGCUUGUUCUUUCAAAAGCCCAAAUUUGGUAUCCUUGAUGAAUGCACCAAUGCAACUAGUGUUGAUGUUGAGGAACACCUUUAUGGGCUUGCAAAAGAUAUGGGAAUCACGGUGGUUACUUCCUCACAACGUCCUGCUCUAAUACCAUUUCAUUCGAUGGAAUUGCGGCUAAUUGAUGGUGAGGGUAACUGGGAGCUUCGUCUGAUCAAGCAGUGAUCAUAUACCGAGGUAUUAUUACUAGAUGGACCCUUUAUGUAUCUGACACAUCUUGUCGUGUCUUGCACAUGCUGCCUGUUUUCAAGCAUAAUUUAGGUGUCUCAAUAAACGCAAUUCCCCUUUACUCUAUUUAUGUGUUUUCCACAUUUGCCGAGACUAAUUCUGUUCCGUAGGUGGCAAUUGGCAAGCAACUCUAAUAGCAAUCUGCCACAAUUGUCGAUGAUAAGUUGGUGCACACAAUCAUUGCAUGAUAUAUGCAGUUGAUAUAAUGAUCAAUCAUGUACAAUCCCCUCCUCUUCCUUUCCCUCUUAGGUAGUGUAUAUUGAUUCACAUGUUAUAGCCAUUGGAUGUAAUAAUUAUAUUUAUUAUUUUUAAUCAACAGGAGAGAGAGAGAGAGAGAGAGAGAGAGAGAGAGAGAGAGAGAGAGAGAGGCUCCUGUUUCUUAGGAUAGUAAAUUUUCGAGAGAGACCUAUAGUUGAACCCGAGGAUUCAAAUCUGUGUGUGUAUUUUCUAGUAUACUAAGGUUAUAUAUGUGGGUCUGUUGGUUAAUGGAAGUGCUACUGAUCAGCAUCAAACGUAGAAAACUGAUCGUUGACAAUUGACAUGCAUCACUGCCAUACUCUCCAGCUUGUGACUUUUGAGCCAUCAUAAGCCGGCCCUUACCUCUUCUUGAUUCGGGAUUCCGGUGUCUUUAAUGGUUGGUGAGUGAUAAUGAGAGGGAGAAUAAGCUACUUCAAGAAUUGGUUACGGCAUUAACAUGCGUAGGAUCUCAGAUGGCCAGGGAAUGUUCGAUUGUUCUUGCUGGAAUUGACGAAAGUUACCUAAUAGUGUUUUGUUGUGCAUACCAGAAGCUUUUAGUUUCUACUUUCUUCUUUACUGUAUAAGAUUAAUCUACUGGUCUACUGGUACUGGGGAUUUUCUUUUUGAUAUUCAUUUUUAAAAAUAUUAUUUUUAUACUAU
This is a messenger RNA of Arachis stenosperma, 5356 nucleotides long. RefSeq names its product ABC transporter D family member 1-like. Gene Ontology annotation, cellular component: peroxisomal membrane. Gene Ontology annotation, biological process: long-chain fatty acid import into peroxisome; peroxisome organization; fatty acid beta-oxidation. NCBI's taxonomy places the organism in Eukaryota, Viridiplantae, Streptophyta, Magnoliopsida, Fabales, Fabaceae. The coding region runs from base 380 to 4396 and encodes 1338 amino acids. The transcript is spliced from 27 exons. The record is from RefSeq and is a predicted model, not a curated record. Gene Ontology annotation, molecular function: ATP hydrolysis activity; ABC-type transporter activity; ATP binding.